This is a messenger RNA of Linderina pennispora, 1371 nucleotides long. Its product is annotated as putative rRNA pseudouridine synthase. Gene Ontology annotation, molecular function: RNA binding; pseudouridine synthase activity. Gene Ontology annotation, cellular component: box H/ACA snoRNP complex. Bases 93 to 1340 code for a protein of 415 amino acids. The transcript has 4 exons. The record is from RefSeq and is a predicted model, not a curated record. Gene Ontology annotation, biological process: box H/ACA sno(s)RNA 3'-end processing; rRNA pseudouridine synthesis; snRNA pseudouridine synthesis. NCBI's taxonomy places the organism in Eukaryota, Fungi, Kickxellomycota, Kickxellomycetes, Kickxellales, Kickxellaceae.
CCGCUUGCACUUGCCUUCUCGUUUUCACGCCUCCUCAUUACGCAAUUUUUCGUUACUUGUUCUGAAUUUAUAUUUACAAAAUAGCUUAAAGAAUGGCUGACUACUCGAUCAAACCCGAGCCCAAGGCGGCGCCCAUCGACACGUCCGAGUGGCCGUACCUGCUGAAGAACUACGAGAAGCUGCACGUGCGCACCGGCCACUACACACCGAUCCCGGUCAGCACCUCGCCGCUGAAGCGCGAUCUCGAGACCUACAUCAAGUACGGUGUGAUCAACCUGGACAAGCCGUCGAACCCGUCGUCGCACGAGGUGGUGGCGUGGAUCCGCCGGAUCCUGCGCGUGGAGAAGACCGGUCACUCGGGCACGCUGGACCCGAAGGUCACUGGCUGCCUGAUUGUGUGCAUUGACCGCGCGACCCGUCUGGUGAAGAGCCAGCAGGGAGCCGGAAAAGGACGCCCGCCUCUGAUCUCUGCGGUCAAGCGGCAGCUGCGCGUGCGCACCAUCUAUGACUCGAAGCUGCUCGAGUUCGACAACGACCGCCACCUGGCGGUAGUGUGGGCGAGCUGCGAGGCCGGUACGUACAUGCGUACCUUGAGCUGCGUCCGUGUGCGCUCGGGCGCGCUGACGGAGAACGACAACAUGGUGACCAUGCACGAUGUGAUGGACGCGCAGUGGGUGUACGAUAACACCAAGGACGAGAGCUACCUGCGCCGCGUGGUGCGUCCGCUCGAGUGGCUUCUGACCGGCUACAAGCGCAUUGUGGUCAAGGACUCGGCAGUCAACGCGAUCUGCUACGGCGCCAAGAUGAUGAUCCCCGGACUGCUGCGUUUCGAGGACGGUAUCGAGGUCAACGACGAGGUCCUGGCUACCUGCGACCACGGCGUUGUGGCCAAGAUCAAGCGCGUUAUUAUGGAGCGCGACACGUACCCGCGCAAGUGGGGAUUGGGACCCGUUGCCCAGAAGAAGAAGCAGCUGAUUAAGGACGGCAAGCUCGAUAAGCACGGCAACCGCAACGAGAACACCCCGGCGUCGUGGACCAAGAGCUACACGGACUACAAUGCCCCUGCCGACGAGGCCGCUGAGUCCAAGCCCGAUGCCAAGCCUGUGGUGGCCGAGGCCCCUGCUCACAAGCGCAAGGCUGAGGAGUCGGAGGACGAGGUGUCGGACAACGAGGACGUGUCGGCCGACGAGAAGGCCAAGAAGAAGGCCGAGAAGGAGGCCAAGAAGGCCGAGAAGAAGGCUAAGAAGGAGGCCAAGAAGGAGAAGAAGGAGAAGAAGGAGAAGAAGAACAAAGGAUUAAGCUUAUCUCGCUCAAAAAAUUUCAUAUUUUCUCUUUCCUAAAACUAAAAAACAUUGGAGUCAUUUUCCACAU